AUGAGAUACACUGCCCUCACCCUCCUCAGCGCCGCCGCGCUCGCCACGGCCGCGCGCCUCCCGCACGCCCGCGCCGACACCCUCCUGUACCCCUACCGCACGUACCGCUACUGGGCGCAGAGCGGCGACUUCAAAGAAGACCCGCAGGACCAGCUCCUGGUGGUCAAGAAUGGCAAGCCCGCCGAGGAGACCACCACGAUCGUGACCUUCGACAUCGGCGCGAACCUCGAGGGCCGCAAGUGCAAGCUGCUGUUUGAUCUGUGGGAGCGAGACGUGUCGACCGGAUCGCAGCAGGCGGAUGUCUUUACCGCGACGAAGCCAACUGGUGCCUCCGCUAAGGAAGGAGAAGUGAGUAUCCAGGCGGUUGCGGCGGCGUCGAAGGAGGUCGCCGAGGUGAUUGUGCAGUCGAGAGAUGAGCAUGUCGGUAGGAUUAAGGUGACUGCGCCGGGUGUCGCGGACUGGAUCAUGUCGUAUGGUGGAUAUCCCGAGUUUGAUUGCCCGGCGGGCGAGAUGGCUGGGUUUGAGUUCGUGGGUGUUAGUGACGAGGUGGCGAUUCGUUGGGAUAUUGGGGUUACUGGGCCGAGGGUUCAGGUUCUGUAG
Messenger RNA from Aspergillus steynii IBT 23096, 600 nucleotides. RefSeq lists its product as uncharacterized. The transcript has a single exon. Lineage: Eukaryota; Fungi; Ascomycota; Eurotiomycetes; Eurotiales; Aspergillaceae. Bases 1 to 600 code for a protein of 199 amino acids. The record is from RefSeq and is a predicted model, not a curated record.